AUGGGCGUGGCAGCCGGUCUGGACAUUUCUCCAGCGGCAGCCGCAGGUGCGGUCGUCUCUGGCGCUUACUUCGGGGACAAGAUCUCGCCGCUUUCUGACUCGACGAACUUUGCUCCAGUGGUCUCAGGUACCACAUUGUACGAACAUAUCCAGCAUAUGCUCUACACGACCUUGCCGGGUUUCGUCAUCGCUGCGGCGGUCUUUUUCUUUGCUGGUCAAAGUGCCGGUGCAGCAGGCAUCAGCGAACCGGAAAAAGUGGCUGAAAUCCUGGCGGGCCUUGAGAGUCUGUAUAACCUGAACAUCGUUCUUGUGAUCCCGCCGGUCAUGAUUCUCUGGGGGGCACUGACGAAAAAACCUGUCCUGCCUUUGAUGCUGGCCGCUUCGGCUAUUGCUGCUGCAAUCGGCAUCUUGCUGCAGGGGUUCUCGCUAAAACAAAGCUUCCAGGCUUAUGUAGACGGCUUUCACCUGGAGAUGUUUGAAGCGAACGGCCGUGAAGUAUCGGGCAUCGUUCCUGAUGUAGCGAAACUGCUGAACCGCGGCGGUUUGUUCUCAAUGAUGAGCACCGUUCUGCUGGUAUUCUGCGCAUUCUCUUCUGCCGGCAUCUUAAGCCUGACCGGUGCCCUGAAUGUCGUACCUGGCCGCUUCCUGCACCUGAUUCAUUCAACGGGUCAACUGAUUGCCUCAACCGUAAUCGCGACUGUCAUCGUUGUGUGUACGACCUUAGACGGCAAACUUGCUCUAUUGAUUCCCGGGGAACUAUUCCAGAACGCCUACAGAAAAAUGGGGCUGGAUACGAAGAACUUGUCCCGUACGAUCGAAGAUGCGGGCACGGUCAUCGAACCUCUUGUUCCGUGGACUGCGGCGGGGCUCUACAUGGCCGGUACGUUGGGCGUUGCGACUCUUGAUUAUCUACCGUGGGCGAUCCAGUGCUAUACCGGCGUUAUCUUCGCCCUGAUUUACGGAUUUACCGGUUUUGGCAUCGCGAAAGCAAAGCCGGAACAAAAUAAGGAGUAG
Saccostrea echinata is the source of this 1014-nucleotide messenger RNA. RefSeq lists its product as uncharacterized. Bases 1 to 1014 code for a protein of 337 amino acids. The transcript has a single exon. Gene Ontology annotation, cellular component: membrane. NCBI's taxonomy places the organism in Eukaryota, Metazoa, Mollusca, Bivalvia, Ostreida, Ostreidae. The record is from RefSeq and is a predicted model, not a curated record.